UAGAUCAUUCCGUAGUAUUGCGACGCGCCGGUAACUUGCCAGUGAAGUGACGAUGUCCAUUUUGGAGAUUAUCGAUAGUCCGCUGUUGAGGCAAUAUGUGGUUGUGACAUUAGUAAACCUCAGUGCUGUAGCUACAGGUAUGGGUCUUGGGUGGCCAUCGCCGGUCAUUGUGAAACUGAGCGACACCAAUCAGACAGUCCUGCCGGAGCCCAUCACACAGAACCAGGGAUCAUGGAUUGUCUCCAUCGGAUUAUUGACUAAUAUGGCCACCAAUUUCUUCGUCGUGCAAUUGAUUGUCGAUCGACUGGGGAGACGGAACAGCAUGAUCCUGGUCACUAUACCAAAGAUAGUGGCUUGCUUUAUGUUUAUAUUUGUCGGAGACGUAUGGGUUUUACUGGUUGGUAGAGCCUUCCUCGGUGUGGGAGAAGUCGGGACCUUCACUAUACUGCCGAUGUACUCUUCGGAAGUUGCAAGUAAAGAGAUUCGCGGCAGCUUGGGUGUUAUGCAACAGAUUAUGACCUCUGCAGGAGUACUCAUCAUGCUGUCAAUGGGGCCCUUCGUCUCCUACGUGACCCUGAACACCGUGCUGACCAUCAUCACUGUUCUAUCGUACAUCCCGCUGUUUAUUCUGCCAGAAAGUCCCUACUUUUUGUACUCCAGAGGGAGGAAAGACGAAACACUCAAGGUCCUGAUGUUGCUUCGAGGAACAGAGGACAUAGCUAACGAAGAAAUGAAAGAUUACGAAAUAGCGGCGCAAAAGCACAAGGGUAGCAUCAGCAAAAUAGAAAUUUUGAAGAACCCAUUGUUCAGAAAAUCUCUAGCUCUGGUCUGCUUACUGGCUUUUGGAGCCCAAUUUUCUGGUCUCAAUGCAGUGUCGGCUUAUUUGCAAACGAUACUGGAGUCUACUCAGACGUCGGUGAGACCUGAGAUCGCCUCAGUGAUUAUUGGUUCCAUACAAAUGUUCGCUAGUAUCUGUACAACGCUGGUGACUGAUCGAUUUGGCAGGAAGGUUAUAAUGGUUUCGACUACAUUUGGAAUGGCAUUGGGAAUGCUCGGUUUGGGGACAUUUUUCAGACUUCGGGACGUCGGUGUAACGGUCGGUUUCAUGAACUACGUGCCUUUAAUAUCACUCAUCUUGUUGGUCUUCUGUAAUGGAGCAGGUGUCGGAUCAUUACUCUGGAUAUUGAACGCUGAGCUGUUCGACGACCGCUCUCGAGGCUUCGGAAUGCCCAUCGGCGUCACUGUGACAUCCAUCUGCAUGUUCCUCACCACCAAGUACUUCGCGAGCGUCAUUACAGCCCUCGGACCUGAUGUCACAUACUGGAUCUUCAGCGGGAACUGCCUCCUGUUUGCCCUGUUCAUAUUCUUCUGCAUACCAGAAACGAAGGGCAAGAGCUUCCUUGAGAUUCAGGAAAGUUUAGGAAGGAAGAGAAAUAAAAAAUAUAGUAGUGUUAGGGUUUAGGGCUAUAAGGUUAGGUUUAUUGUUCUUGCCUUGCAUUUUCAACAGUAAUUUGUUUGAUACAAAAUGUUCUUGACUCCCUUGAGAAUAGUUAAUAUUAAUAAUAAAAUUAUUUUCUGGAAUAAAAGCAGUGGGUGCGUUUAUCAGGGUAUUAGUAGCUUUUAUAUUAAGUUUAAUUAAAUAUGUUUACAAACAUUUAUUUUCAGA
This is a messenger RNA of Trichoplusia ni (cabbage looper), 1666 nucleotides long. Its product is annotated as facilitated trehalose transporter Tret1-like. Gene Ontology annotation, cellular component: membrane. NCBI's taxonomy places the organism in Eukaryota, Metazoa, Arthropoda, Insecta, Lepidoptera, Noctuidae. The coding region runs from base 53 to 1462 and encodes 469 amino acids. Gene Ontology annotation, biological process: transmembrane transport. The transcript has 7 exons. The record is from RefSeq and is a predicted model, not a curated record. Gene Ontology annotation, molecular function: transmembrane transporter activity.